CCUACUCGCGAUAACUUGGCCCGGAGAAAAGCUCGCGAUUCAGCUCUGGAUCGAAACGAAACUGCGUCGCGUUCGCAUUACAAAGCAAGUAAAUAACUGCAAAAUUUAAAAUAACACACGAACUGGCCAGCGCCCAUCUGCCACAGAGGAUAUAUCGACCGAUCCUCCCUGCCAACACCAUAUAUGUAUAGUAAAGCCGAACAUCCAACGACCAUCGGCACGUCCAUUCAACCGUUGAGCGAAACCCACGCAAAACGACACAAAAUCUCAAACACAAAUCGUGAUAAAUUUUUCGCUAAAUUGUGCAAACGUUUUUCGACUAAUUAAAAUUUGACGUGCAUACCAAAACUCCAACUUCGACAGCCUCUAGAGCGAGCAAUAUAAAUUGCAAAUAAGCAAUCAUUCGCGACGACACUUGGCAAGUGAAAUAAUAAUAAAAAUAAUAAUAACAACAACAGAGGGGGAACAACAAAAGCGGCAAAAACGAGCCCACAUCAAAUAGAAAACAAACGUAAUUAGAACUGCGCAAAUUACUUGGAACUGCAAAAUCGUUUGCUCUCCCCCACACAAACGCACGAGGAAUGCUGUUUUGAGCUGAAAACCAUUUAAUUGCCUAUUAUAAAUGGAAAAUGCGCAGAGUUCGAACAGUUCGAUGAGACUGUCGCACAAAGAGUUUACUUAGGGUUGCGAUUCUUCCGAGCGAAGACCCAAAGGAGAGAGAAAGCAAAGACAGAGACAGAGAUUGCAACCAGACUAGAGCAUCCCAAGGAUAUACACUGCCGAUCCCAGAGAUAUAAGAUGCACACUGGAGCCGCGAAUGGAGGACCGCGGGUCAGCUUCAAUCGGGAUGUGCACGUGAAGCGGAUAGGCAAGCAUCCCAGCGAGUACGAUUCGGGUGGCCAGCCGAGCUACCACCAGCUGCCCAAGGACAUCGAUCCCGAGGACAUCCGCAAGGAGGCUGCCCUGGUGAUCGCCCAGGCGGGAAGGCAUCACAGCAAGGCCGAGAACGGCGAUCACAUUCCCAAUUUCCGCCAGAAGCAAAAGCGACCGAGUCAUCCCGGUGACUUCAACUCACUGCCCACGCGACGCAAGAAGGGCAAACCUGUGGCAAGGAGUGCCAGUGACGCCGCCACCAAGAAGCCAGCAAGCAAACGACCCUCGAUCUUCGGACUCUUCAGCCGGAAGAGCGACUCGAAUGUCAGCCAGCUGGACAGGGAUCCGCGAUUCGAGGACGGCGGCGCGAGGCGUUUAGUGCGCAGCAAGAGUGAUGUGGGCAGCAGCAAGCUAGCCAGGAAAGCGGAGCCAGCCAGCCAACAGCAGUCCAAGCAGCAGCUGAGUCCCAUCAUCGAGCAGGCGCAGCGGGAGGACUUCUUCGAGAAGGACUACUUCCGGGAGCGAGAGCGCCGCAAGUCAGACGCCGUUACACUGCGCGAAAAGGAUGAGAGCGUUCGCGGCCUGAGUGAACUGCUCGCUCGCAGUCGCUCCCAGGCGGAGCUAGACGGGCCGCUCCUCUCCGCGGGCGGCAAACCCAUCUCGGCGGGCAUCCGCGACAGGAUCGAAACGCUGCAGGCCAAGUCCGGCGAGAAUAUGCACAGCUCCCAGCAGCCGGCGGAGCGACUUCCGCUCACCAAGGGACGAACCGUCGACGGGCUGGUCAAGAGGCUCUCCAUGGAGCGCUUCUCCCCGCAGCCGGCGAUCAGCCAGCCGGCCUUCUCGUACAUCAGGCCCAACGAGGGCAUCACCUAUGCCCAGCUGGACCUGGGCGAGGACCCAAUCCGUCGCUCUCCUCUGGACAGGGAUGUGCGCACCCCCCAACGGGAGUUUGCUCCGGCCAGACCUCCAAGAGCCAGUGACGUGAGACCGAGCUACUCGCCCACUUCCAAUGGAGUGCCCCUGGGCAACAGACCCAGUCACUCGCCUUCGCCCUGGCAGCAGUUGAGUCCUCGCAAUCUGAGCGACGAGGACGAGGGCUUGGGCUACGAGCCCAGGAAGGUUUACUACGAGGAGGAGUUCUCCCGCCGAGCGGAACCUCCCAUUGUGCCGGUGAUCAGGAGCGUGAGUCCAUCCCCAUACCUGGAUGAAUUGGGAUACAGGCGAGCUCAACUGGAGACGCGCAUCCUCACGCGGCGAUUCGGAGAAGGAGCCACCCUGGAACGCGGAGUUACCCUGGAGCGGGGAGCCGCCCUGGAGCGCAACCGGGAGGUGGGCAGACCCACUCCCGAAAGGGAACCAGAGCGCUUCCAUCGCCCCGUGCGCCAGGAGCUCUCCAACGAGUAUCCGGUGGAGCGGAACCAGGUGGACAGUGGCUCCACGCUGCCCAGAAUGGAGAAGACCUCCCGCUACCGGCACACCAAGUACUUCGACGACGGACACGGUGGAGUCAAGGAGACCUACGUGAGAGAGACCCAGCGGGAUGGUCAGGUGCGGGAGUCGCGGCAUCGCGAACGCAUCGGAGAGCGGGAGAGGGACUUCAAUUCAGCAGAUCGCUUGGAGCAGGAGCCCAAGAGCCUGGACUCCCAGCUGACGGAUCAGUACCGAUCCUCGCCAGAGCUGCGCGCCCAGCAGUCGCAUCAAAGGGAGCAGAGGGAGGACUACUGGCAGAGCAGCCUCAAGCGGGACAAAUUGCAGCAGCGAAGCUUCGACAAGGGCGACUCCGGAAUAGAGAACGACUUCCGCAAGGAGUCCUUCAACGGAGACUUGACCACAAGAUGGCGCAAACGCACGGUCCUCGACGACAUGAGGGCCUGCGAGUCGUUCCUGCGCAAGGAGCGAAGGGACAGCGCCCAGCAGAAACAGUUGCAGCGACAGGCGGUUCCGUCGCGCCUGCGCAGGGAGCACAGCUACGUUUACAGGGAACGAUCCAUCGAUGAUGGGUCCCACUUCGAUCCGCAUCUGGACAAGUACCCGGUGGCCACCAGCACGUUGCGUCGCCGGGAGCAGCACUCGCAGUCGCACUCCCAAUCGCAGACCCAGAAGAACGAGGACUCCAGCACUCUGAAGCGGAACAAGAAGCUGGGGGGCUUCGAGAAGGUGAAGCAGCUGUUCACCGGAGGCACCGCCGGAAGUGGCAGCAACGGGGGCAGUGGUCGCAGCAGUGGCAGCAACGUUUCCAGUGGCAAGAAGGAGCGGAUGAGCAACGGGAACAGCAGCACAUUGAGUCGCCGCGACAAGGAUAAGGAUAAGGAUAAGGAGCGGGAGAAGGAGAGGGAGAGGGAGAGGGAGCGGGAGCGAUACAUGGUCAGAGAGGAGGAGAUGCGGUCAAGGUACCGCGAGCACCACACCUCAGCCCAGGAGACCUCACGCGAACCAAAGACUAUCGAUAUCUCGAUGCGACGCCGGCUGUCCACGCCCAAAGCUAGUCCCCUGCUGUUGAAGAGAAGUCCAGCGGAUAAGCCGCCCAAAAAGACGCCAAAGGCGAAGGAGUCGCCGCUCGCGAAGGUCGAGAAGACGAGCUGGUUCAGAUCGCUGGACCGGCGGGCCAAGAGCAGUCCCAAGGAGCUCAAUGUAUCCGUCAAUGGACACAGUGAGACCACUUCGAGCCUGAAGCGCACCAAACGCAAUGCGACUGCUGCUCCGGCCAAGAAUUUGCGAUUCUUUGGCGACACAGAUCUGGACUCUAAUCCGCCGACCAUUUCCAAGGCCACUAGUAUGCCCAGGAGUCGUCCAUCGCUGGGUCAAUCGAAGCACUCCCAAAGUGCCUACCAUUUGGACCGGAGUCCUCCGCCUCCAGCUCGUGACUACCGGCACACGCUGGCUGGCCAGGCUCAAGUCCAGAACCAGAGCUCCAGCAGUCGGCAGCGGGCCAGCUCCAUGCAGCACCUGGACAACGGAAGCGACGAGGUGGACUUCCGGAAGAGGCGCCACUACUCCCGCUCGCGGGAACUGCACGACAUCUCGGAGAGCGGCUCGGAACCGGAGCCGGCGGAGCGCCACAAGCGGAGCACCACGGCGGGUCAGCGAGCCAUGUCGCUGGAGAGGACUUUGGACGCACCACGUGGCCAGCGGAUGGAGGAUCGUCCGCUGAUGGGACCACCAAAGCCGGCUAGAAGUGCCGAACGCCGUGGAUUGCUGAACAGCUUGGGCCAGGAGAAUGUGGGCUACGGCAGGGAUCGCUAUCCGGCGGAGAGUUCCGGCACCGAGGGCGAGUCCAGUCUGCACAGCCAGCGCAGCGUGGUCUAUCUACAUGCCACCACGGUGGGCGACAUCCCACAGCCAUACAAUCUGCGCCGGCGGUCGAUGUCGCGCGAUGACCUUCGCAAGGGCAAGCAGCAGGCGCCCCAGCAGCCGCCGCCUCUGCAGCCCAUGACCCGCACCGUCUCGAGGUCCGUCUCCAUGUUGGCCCCCUGGAAGCCCAAGCACAUCAGCGAGGGCUACGAGAUCAACUACUCCCAGGAGCAGAACAAGCGGAUGUCCACCCUGCCGCGAAAGCCGCCUCCGCACAAUGGAGCCACCAGUGCCAGCACAUUGGGUCGACCAGGUCGCAAGAACGAGAGUUCCACGUCGACGAGACGCUACCACAUGGACAACCUGGAGCGCCCGCCUCCUCCGCGGUCGGUGCUCUCCGCAUCGAAUUUACGCAGCGCCAGGACGAAGUGAGAGGACGAGACAGGACGACGCCUCCACCCGGUGCUCCAACGUGGAGGUUGCGAACCCAACCACACCUAGUUGCUAGUUGUAAUCAUUAAUGCGAAACUCGAAACGUAAUUCUAAUCAAUUCAAUCGAUGGAGGAGGAUUGGCAUCCCGCUGAGAUGCGAUGUCCUCGCUUAGUGCGUAGGAUUCUUUAACCUUUGUUGCAAUUCUCGUCAUAUUUUAAAUGUGAAAUGUAUUCGUACUCCAGUAAUAAUUAUAAAUUAAUAAAAUAUCAGACUUUAACUUA
Molecule: messenger RNA, 4877 nt
Organism: Drosophila ficusphila
Lineage: Eukaryota; Metazoa; Arthropoda; Insecta; Diptera; Drosophilidae
Gene: blo
Product: trichohyalin
Source: RefSeq, a predicted model, not a curated record